This is a messenger RNA of Trichoplax adhaerens, 531 nucleotides long. RefSeq lists its product as uncharacterized. The coding region runs from base 1 to 531 and encodes 176 amino acids. Gene Ontology annotation, cellular component: cytoplasm. The transcript is spliced from 5 exons. Gene Ontology annotation, molecular function: 5'-nucleotidase activity; magnesium ion binding. The record is from RefSeq and is a predicted model, not a curated record. NCBI's taxonomy places the organism in Eukaryota, Metazoa, Placozoa, Uniplacotomia, Trichoplacea, Trichoplacidae.
AUGCAUUCUUUUUACUAUUUUCAAUGUUAUUUACACUACAGAGAUGGAAUGGAUGAACUGAUGGACGUCCUGGAACGGCAUAAUAUCCCUGUGCUAAUAUUAUCAGCUGGCAUAGGAGAUGUUAUCCGAGAAGGGUUUCAUCAGCAAUCGACAUUCCAUGACAAUAUUGAAAUAUUGUCAAAUGUGAUGAUCUAUAAUGACGAUGGAUAUUUUAUCGGUUUCCAGGAAGACGUUAUUCAUUCAUUUAAUAAAACUAGAGCUUCGGAGCAUAAUUCAUCUUAUUUUAUAAAGAAUAAAGAACGUGACAAUUUGAUAUUGAUGGGCGAUACGGAAGGUGAUUUACAUAUGGCUGAUGGUAUUGAUUACUUACGAAAUAAAGUUUCUAUUGGCUUCCUAAAUGUAAAGGUGAACGAACUGCUAGAUUCGUAUAUGGCACAAUAUGAUAUCGUUAUUGCUGGGGAUGAAAGCAUGCAUUUUGUUACUAGACUUCUAAAGACUGUGUUUGACAACGUGAGCGUUGCUGUUAGCUAG